CUUGAGUCUCCAAGGCGCGUCAUCAUUCCUCCCUCUCUCUCCUCUUCUGCCGCUUCUGUUGUGCGUUUCUUUUUUCUUUUUUCUUUUUUUUUCUACGCGGCUGUGAUAUUGAUCGCCUCGCCUUUGUGUUGUCUCUCCGAGGCGGCCGUUUCCUCGCUGACUUGGCCGCAUUUCCAUGUGUUUGCUGUCGCCUGCUGCUGCCUCCACUAACCCAUGUCCUCGCGCAUCCCGCCUCCAGCCCGCGCCCCCGCUCCCGCUCCGUGGUGCCCAUCUAAAUGUCCACUCCGCCCGUAGACACACUCUCAGCCGUGGAAAGCGGCCCCCAGUCCCACUAUUUCCAGCUGCCCAGGAAGUUGCCUAAACGUAAGAGCCGCUUCAAACGCUCGGAUGGAAGUACGUCCUCGGACACUACGUCAAGUUUUAUCAAGCGGCAGGGGUCGGCUGAUUCCUACACCAGUAGACCGUCGGAUUCCGACCUGUCAGCAGAGGAGGACCGCGAGGCGUAUCGGCGUGAAGCCGAGCGCCAGGCACAACUUCAGCUCGACAGGGCUAAGUCCAAACCUGUAGCGUUUGCAGUAAAGACGAAUGUGAGUUACUGUGGAGCUCUGGAUGAGGACUGUCCCGUCCAAGGAGCUGCGGUCAACUUUGAUGCCAAAGACUUCCUGCACAUCAAAGAAAAGUACAAUAAUGACUGGUGGAUCGGUCGGCUGGUCAAAGAGGGAGCAGACAUCUCCUUCAUCCCUAGCCCGCUAAGGCUGGAGGCAAUGAGACUCAAACAGGAGCAGAAACAGAGGAAAACUGGGGGCAACUCCUCCAGUUUAGGAGACAUGGUGACUGCUAGCUGGAGGACCACACCGCCAUCUGCAGGGGAAUCUAAACAGAAGCAAAAACAGGAACAUGUCCCACCGUACGACGUGGUGCCCUCCAUGAGACCAGUGGUCCUUGUGGGACCAUCACUGAAGGGCUAUGAGGUGACAGAUAUGAUGCAGAAAGCCCUUUUUGACUUCCUGAAACACAGAUUUGAGGGAAGAAUCUCAAUCACCCGCGUCACUGCCGACCUGUCCCUAGCCAAGAGAUCAGUCCUCAACAAAAGGCCAAUAAUGGAAAGGUCCAACACUCGCUCCAGUUUGGCGGAGGUUCAAAGCGAAAUCGAAAGGAUAUUUGAACUCGCCAAAACCCUGCAGCUGGUGAUUCUGGACGCGGAUACCAUCAACCAUCCGGCUCAGCUAACCAAAACCUCCCUCGCGCCCAUCAUUGUCUAUGUUAAAGUCUCCUCACCGAAGGUGCUCCAGAGGCUGAUCAAGUCCAGGGGGAAGUCUCAGAGCAAGCACCUGAAUGUUCAGAUGAUGGCUGCAGACAAACUCUCUCAGUGCCCCCCUGAUUUGUUUGAUGUCAUUUUGGAUGAAAACCAGCUGGAGGACGCUUGUGAGCAUUUGGCUGAAUACAUGGAAGUCUACUGGCGGGCCACUCACCUCCCGGGGACCACUCCUCUUAAUCCCCUUUUAGAGCAGACGCUCAUGACUCCGCCCUCCGCCAUCUCCAGCCUCCAGAACAAGAAUCAGCCUCAACCUAGUGAGGCAGUGGGCUUGGAGGCUGAGGAAGAGGAGGAGGAAGAAGAAGAAGAAGAGGAGGCAGGUGAGGAGGCCCUCUCCCCCUUGGAGCAGGACAGUCUCAUGCCAUCAGAUGAGGCCAGCGACUCGCUGUCUCACGGAGGCCAGAGAGGGAGCCCGUGUCACAGGGGGGGCGAAGAAGAAGAUGAAGAAGAAGAAGAAGAGGAGGAGUACGGCUCUCCGUGUCGCGGCCGCACGUACAGGGGCACGUACCCCGCCCACCGGGGGCACACGGGCACCCGUAACGCCAAUAGCCACGAGUCACAGGACAGGCUGCUGCAGAGCGAAGCCCAGCAAGGUCACAACCUGAGGAACAACCGCCAGCGCAGUCGCCCUUGGCCUCGGGACACCUACUGAGGAAGUCCGCAGGUCUAUUUUUAGAUCGUCAACAGGGCUACGCAACUCUGCAAAUGGAACGUCUUUCAGGCAAACGUGCGAGGAAACGUAGGAUGUCUCCAUAUUUUACCGGCCUUAAGACAAAAAAAAAAACUUUACUGUUUGCAUGUGUGACAUAAUUUGAAGACUAUUUGCACAUCGAUACCAGAACAGGAAGUGAAUGAUCUUUACGGAUAAACUAAUGUAGGAAUGUUUACUCUUGAUGGGAGAUACAGUACGAAUGCUUUUGCUGAUAAUGUAAAUAUUAACUCGGCAUCUAGUCUUAUGAGUUAUUGUUAUUGAUUCGUUUGGUUGUUUCUUCUGCAAAAUGUUUGCCGUUAGUUUGAGAUGCCGCCACCCACGUUUUUGUUUUUUUUUUUCUUAAAAAGUGUGAACAUCGUGCGGUACAUUGUCUUCUUUCUGCUGUCGCACAAUCAACACGCGCUAACGAUGGGCGAAGAGAAUGUAAACAAACACCCCUCCCUAACUCAUGAAGCACACGCUGCUUGGUGGCGGCCUCAGAGAAUGUAAAGCUCGCAUGCCUUUUUGGGGCGUCACACCCAUUUGUAGCACAUUAUUUGAUUGUAGCACAUCUAUUUCGAGUAAUCAUUGCACCCACUUUGUGUACUGCAGUAUUUUAAUUUAUUUAUUUAUUUUUUUAAAUUAAAACACAGCCGACCCUCAGGUGUCCCAUGUGACAAAAGGUGUGUGGCGAAGGAUUCUCGCAGCUGUAGCAAACCACCAAAUGACGUGACCUCAUUUCAUACAGGGUCCAUACCAGCUGGCUUUAGCAAUGACUGGGUUACCGCUUCCAUGCCGCAUAUGUAUCUAAUAUAUAUUUUCAAGAAAAAAAAAAAAAUUAGCAUGAUCAAAAAAAAAAAAUUCUAUGCAAGUUGUGCAUGCAUUCUGAUUCUUUUUAAAGUUGAGUAUUUUUUUUUUUGUAAUAUGCAUCGUUUUGCCCGUUGUCUUGCAGUGAUAAGUCGUCGUCGUCGGGGCGCUCUACUUCACCACUUUACCACUAACAGCACUCUUACUCUCUACCAGCAGUUAAAAGUUAAGCUGGAUACUUUUUUUUUUUUGACGCACUUUGAAACUCACUGAAAAUACUCCCCAGAUCAGAUGGAACGAAUGAUGUCCUACUCCUGCAUGUCUUAGUUCUACAAUUUAGCUUUUAUUCUAUUUUGCCGGAGUAUGUUUAUUUUUAUUUUUUUUUUCCAAGUGGACCAAUUAUUAAACAACUGAUGAAGCAGUUGAAGUUGAUUUCCAAUUUAUGAAGCACAAUUUUUACAAGGUUAUCAUUUAGUUCCUGUGUGUUAUUCUGUAUGCAAUACUAAGCCUAACAUUGAAAAAUGAAAACGCCUUACACCAUCUGGACUUCCUCGUUAGUGUGCGUAGAAAAAAUAAUAAUAUAUAGAUACUAUAUAUAUAUAUAUAUAUAUAUUGCACUAAUGUGUUUUUUGGGGAUGGUUGCUUUGUAAUGCAAUAACUGCACUAAAUCUAACCCUGUAUCCACCAGACAGCGUGCUAGCGUGACAACACGCCUCUUCCCGCUCUUUAAGUACAAAAGGUGUACAAAGUGAGACAUUUCCUGCCUGAUGCUGUAAAGGAUGCUUUCUAUUUGAAAAAUAAGAUUUACACAGCGGCUAAGAAAAAUUAUGACUUCAAUAAAAAUAAACA
Doryrhamphus excisus (bluestripe pipefish) is the source of this 3662-nucleotide messenger RNA. RefSeq names its product voltage-dependent L-type calcium channel subunit beta-3-like. Gene Ontology annotation, molecular function: protein binding; voltage-gated calcium channel activity. Lineage: Eukaryota; Metazoa; Chordata; Actinopteri; Syngnathiformes; Syngnathidae. The record is from RefSeq and is a predicted model, not a curated record. Gene Ontology annotation, biological process: calcium ion transmembrane transport. Gene Ontology annotation, cellular component: voltage-gated calcium channel complex.